This is a messenger RNA of Diabrotica virgifera virgifera (western corn rootworm), 15836 nucleotides long. Its product is annotated as glutamate decarboxylase. The record is from RefSeq and is a predicted model, not a curated record. Gene Ontology annotation, molecular function: carboxy-lyase activity; pyridoxal phosphate binding. The coding region runs from base 73 to 1611 and encodes 512 amino acids. Gene Ontology annotation, cellular component: cytoplasm. Gene Ontology annotation, biological process: carboxylic acid metabolic process. NCBI's taxonomy places the organism in Eukaryota, Metazoa, Arthropoda, Insecta, Coleoptera, Chrysomelidae. The transcript has 10 exons.
GAAGACUGGAAAGAGGUUUCCAUCGGGAGUUAGACGUCACACAGCUUCCAGAAGGUGCUGCUAGAUCCCAACAUGGCAAAGAACACAUCUAAUUACAAGUUGAGUGCAGCUAUUGCCAACCUCAAGUACAACGAUCUCAUUCCUUAUCCAAAUGCUAACGAUAAAGUCACACACGAGUUUCUUCAAAAAAUCGUGGAUGUCCUUUUGGACUACGUAAAGCAACAAAAUGACAGAAAGGAGAAGAUUCUUGACUUCCACCAUCCAGAGGAAAUGAUAAAGCUUUUAGAUCUUAAAAUUCCGGAAGAAGGAGUAUCCCUGGGACAACUCGUUAACGAUUGCGCCACAACUUUGAAGUAUCAAGUUAAAACUGGACAUCCUCACUUCUUCAACCAGUUGUCCACCGGACUGGACCUAAUCUCUAUGGCUGGGGAAUGGCUUACUGCUACUGCCAAUACCAAUAUGUUCACCUACGAAAUUGCUCCAGUUUUCAUCUUGAUGGAAAAUGUAGUCAUGACUCACAUGAGAGAAGUAAUCGGAAAAAGUUGGCGGAAAGGAGAUUCUAUUUUGGCCCCAGGUGGUUCAAUAUCCAACCUCUAUGCUUUCUUGGCAGCAAGACAUAAAAUGUUCCCCAACUACAAAGAAAAAGGAAUUGCUACUAUCCAAGGUCAGCUAGUUAUGUUUACGUCAGACCAGAGUCAUUAUUCAGUCAAAUCCUGCGCGUCAGUUUGCGGCCUGGGAACCGAUAAUUGCGUGAUGGUUCCUUCAGAUGAACACGGCCGCAUGAUUCCUCAAGAGCUUGAAAGGCUUGUUGUAGAGAGGAAAAAUAAAGGUCAUAUUCCCUUCUUCGUAGCUUGCACUGCUGGUACGACCGUCUUGGGUGCUUUUGAUCCUAUCAAUGAGCUUGCUGAUAUCUGCAAUAAAUACGGAAUGUGGCUCCAUGUUGAUGCAGCUUGGGGUGGAGGUCUCCUUCUCUCCAGGAAAUAUAGGCAUCCGCGUUUAAGUGGCAUUGAGAGAGCCGAUUCAGUCACCUGGAACCCACAUAAACUAAUGGGAGCAUUGCUACAGUGUUCUACCAUACAUUUCAAAGAAGAUGGUUUGUUGAUGAGCUGUAACCAAAUGGCAGCAGAUUAUCUGUUUAUGCAGGACAAACUGUAUGAUAUCAGAUACGAUACUGGUGACAAAGUUAUUCAAUGUGGACGUCAUAAUGAUAUUUUCAAACUUUGGCUACAAUGGAGGGCUAAGGGAGACGAAGGAUUUGAAAAACUUAUAGAUAGGCUUAUGGAACUUACAGAAUAUAUGGUCAAGCGCAUCAGAGAACAACCAGACAAAUUUUAUUUGAUCAUGGAACCUGAACUGGUAAAUGUUUGCUUCUGGUACAUUCCAAAACGACUUAGAAAUGAACCUCAUGGUCCAGCAAGAGAAAAGAAACUUGGAGAGAUGUGCCCAAAACUGAAAGCGAAAAUGAUGGAAGAAGGAACGUUAAUGACAGGUUACCAGCCUGAUGAUAGAAGACCAAACUUCUACAGAAAUAUUAUUUCUUCCGCAGCAGUAACGGAAAGUGAUAUUGACUUCCUUUUGGCUGAGAUGGAUAGACUAGGACAAGAUAUGUAAAUGGCAUCAAUCAAAACUAAAUGUAUUAAUACUUGUUACUUUGUUAUUGGUGAAGAUGGUCUAAAUCUGAACGUAUUUAUAUAUCUUUCAUUUAAUUGUAUUGCAGAGGCCGUGAAGUAAAAAGAAUUUUUGUAAAAUAUAGUCAGUUCUUCAGUAAAGAUGAGCAAAAUACCAAAAUACUAUCAUAAGAUCACCACGUUCAAUUCCAAAAGAUAGGAUAGAUAGAUAUAUUUACUGGACAUGUAAUUUGAGCCAAAAGAUAAUAUGAAUGUUGAAAGUUUAUAAAUGUUUCAGAUUUAGAAAAACGCUAGCCAAAUGUUGAGAACUAAAUUUUUCCCUAAUUCCUGUAGUUGUUUUUUAAUCAUUUGUAUACAAAAAAAUCAAUUACAAUCUAGCAAUAAAGUAAAAUUACUAGGAGAAGUAUAUAUAAUAAAUAUGUAGUGAUUUAGAAUGAUUUUUUGUAUACAAAAGUAUAGUCCUUUAACAGACAAGAGAUUAUCAAAAGUAUUGCUAGCAAAAAUUUGGUGGAUUAAGGUUAUUAAGAUAAACUUUGGCAACAUCUGUUGACAACAUUGAGCUGUGUGUAUGUCUCAUUCUUGCUAGAAAUUCUUCCUUACCCUCUUGUUCUUAUUCUUAAGGUCUAUAUGGUUACUGGACUUAUUUAGUUGAUUCUUUUUAGAGGAUAAUAUCCUCAAAUUGGUUAUUAAAUAUGGCGCGACGUCAAUUACAAAUUAGAUUGUUGUCAAUUUAGUUACAUAUAAGACUAAUUGCAGUGGAAUGUCAAUUGUAAUUAAAUCUCCAUUGUACUGAAUUUGGGUAAAAUUUGGUCUAAAUGUAGUAUUUCUAACUGAUUUCCAGAUGUAUUCUCCAAAAACUAUGUAUAUUUUAUAAAUGUGUAAUAUAUUCAGAACCUAAAAACCCAAAAAAAUAUAUGUAGUUUGUAGACGGAGCAAUACUUUGUUGUCAGAUAAUUUGUAUAGGAUAAAUUGAGACUGCGCCAAUUAGGAAAAAACAAUACAAAUCGAUCUUAUUCUUUAAUAGACCUACGUUAACAACAAAACAAAAGAUCAUAGGAUACGAAAUGGAUAACAUAUAUUUAUCUAUUGUGCAUUGUAGUAUGAAGAUGUAUGUUAAGAGCAUCAAAGUGCAAUCUUUAUAAAACAAUAAUACUCCCAGUGCUCACGUACGGAUCGGAAACAAGGGCAAUGACAACUCGAGAUGAAGAGUUAUUAUGGAUCUUUGAAAGAAAAGUAUUGAAGGCCAUAUAUGGCGGAUUUAACGAACAGGGUCUGUGGAGAAGGCGAUAUAAUUUCAAACUCUAUAGACUUUUUGGGGAUGCAGAUAUCGUGAAAAGCAUCAAAAUAAACCGCUUGAGAUGCGUGGUCCAUGUUAUGCGGAUGGAUAAAAGUGAUCCUGCUUAAAUAACUAUCUUAAAUAGGUCGGUCGGAAGAAGAAGAUGGGGCGACCUAAUUUCAGAUAUCUGAACGAUGUGCGGGAAGAUUUAAGAGAGAUUGGGAAGGUGUAAAUAUCUAAAUGAACAGUAUUAUUUUAUCACACAAGACACAAACCACGUAAACAAUAAAAUCAGAAAUUUCUUAUGAAUAUUAUUUAACGAAAUUGUUUGGAGUAAUACAAACAAGCUCCUCCCAAUUUUGUGACGUCAGACUUAAACUGUCUGAAAUGAAAACGUUUUUUAAACGUAUUUUAACGUCAUUAAUCUUACGUAUUUAAAAUCACCUACAAAAGACGUCUAUAUGACGUAAUUUUCAAACACGUGUAUAUAUUCAACCAAAACUGACAUUUCCUCGACGUUACAAUAUGACGUUACUUGGUUGCCUGGAUACUGAACGGAGGAACGCCACGAUGCUAAGAUGGCCGCGCUAGCCCCGUCCCUAGUGGCUACAAAUCAACGAAAUUUCUGGAUAACCCUCGUAUUAACAAUCAUUAGUUGGUUAGUUAGAACGGUUUGGUCGCUAAAACACCAAAAAUUAUCUGGGAACAAGAAGUUGCUUCCGAAAUAGGCUAUAUUUCUUAUUGGUAAAAUGUGUAGCUGACGCAAUAAUUCAAGUGUAUAGAAACGUUGUUUUGUAAUUAAAAAUUUUAUUCGUGCUUAAAAUUGGCGGGUGUAUAGAGAUCCUCCAAGAGGUGAUUCCAUAUAUUUAUUAAAUGUAUAUUUAUACACAUAAGUUGUUAUCAGAAGAUCAUUAUAUAUAGAACAUAUAUCACUGCUUCUGCGUUAAUUUUUGUAUUUAUAAAAAGUCAUUUAUUGUUGUUGUUGUAAUCUGGAGCGGUUAUCAUAUUUUUUUGGAUGAGAUUAAGUUUAAAUUUGAAAGAUUUGAAAGCCACGGUGUGCUUUAAAAAUAACUAUGGCGUCUUUGGUAAAUCGUUCAUUGAUAUUGAAAUAUUAGUUAUUAGCGAAAUAUAUUAUAUGUAAGAAAUAAAAUAGAAAUGAAAGUCAAUGGAAUAAUAAUAGAACCCAUAGAAACGAACACAGGAAUCAGGAAAGGAGAUUCACUAAGCCCUCUACUGUUUAACAUAAUGUUGGAUGCAAUAAUAAAAUAAGUGAAGAAAAAAAGAGGGUACAAAAUGGGCAAUAGAGAGAUAAAAAUACUCUGUUACGCUGAUGACACCGUGUUAGUAACAGAGUGCGAAGAUGACCUACAAAAAAGAUUAUUGCACGUGUUCAACAUUAACGCAAAAGAAAUGAAUAUGAAAAUAUCAGCCCAAAAAACAAAAAGCUUGGUAACUGCCAAAGAACCAAUAAGAUGCAAAUUGGAGUUAGACAAUCAAAUUAUACAACAAGUAAUGACUUUCAAAUAUCUGGGAAUUAAUCUAUCAGCCGACAGCAGUAUCGAAGAAGAGGUAAAAGACCAAAUAAUUAUAGCCAGUAGAACGGCCGGAUGCCUAAACGACACAAUUUGGAAAAACAAACACCUAAGAUUGGAAACAAAGGCUCGAAUAUAUAAGUCAGUUAUUAGGCCAGUUAUGACUUAAACGGCCGAAACAAGACCAGAUACAAGCAAAAUACGAAGACAUCUGGAAACCAACGAAAUGAAAAUCUUAAGAAGGAUUGCUGGAAAACGACUACAGGAUAUGGUAAGAAGUGAAGAAAUCAGACGCAUAAUAUGUGCGGUAGACAAUAUAAAUACGUGGGUAAAGAACAGAAAAGAAGAGUGGAAUGAGCACAUAAGCAGGAUGUCUGAAUCAAGGAUAGUUAGAAUAGCCAGGGACCAGUCACUGUUAGGCAGGAGAAGUAUAGGACGCCUAAGGAAAAGAUGGAAUGACAACUUAGGAACAGAAUUAAAGGCACCGUUGAAGAAAAACAGGCAGUAUCUACUGCCUAUAUAAAAGAAGAAGAAGAAGAAUAAGAAAAAGAAGAAGAAGAAGAAGAAGAAGAAGAAGUAUUAGCGCAUAGAUUCAACAAGAAUCUAAAAAAGUAUAAAACUACAGAUUAGAGAAAAUAUACGUUCGUGUUAAAGAUGUGUUGUCUACUGCAAUUGAUUGUUCAGGGGAAAAUAGACAGUAAACGUGGACCAGGCAGGAGAAGACACUCGCGGCUCCAAAAUCUGCGGAAGUGGUUCGGGCUCACAUCAGUCGAACUAUUCAGAAGUGACGCAAGCAAGAUCAGGAUUGCCACGUUAAUAGCCAACGUUCGCAACGGACAGGGCACUUGAAGAAGAAGAAGAUCUGUUGUCUAUAUAAAAUGACAACCGGAUGAUUUGCCCACGAACUCAAAAAAUGUUUAGUAAAAAGAAAUGCACUACUUCUUCUGUUGGGGUCUACCUUUUGUGAAUAUUGGUAACCAUGUUGGUCAUCAUCAGUUUGUUAACAGCUUAUUUAAAUAAUACCCAGAGGCGGCUUUACCUAUUGUGCAGGGUGUGCGGUGCACACGGGCGCCUGGAUGUUGGGGGCGCCGAACGCCAAAGAGCGGGCCCUUUAUUUUGUUUCGACACAAAAUAUGCUUUAAAAUGAUUAAUGAAAAAUUACAUUGGCACUUAAACGCGAUUUGAAGACAUACCGACAAUGGUUCCGAAAUCUGUUGUGGAACCUAUAAAGGUGAAAUUGCUUGGAUUAAGUAUUUUAUUUAAGUUAACAUGUAAAUAUAAAGUAAAGCGGCUUUUCAUUUGAUUAAAUUUAUUUAUAGGGAAGAUUUUCUUUUAUUACUACCACAAUUUACCGAAAAUGCGAAGAACAAAUUGCGCCCAAUCAGUUUGGAUUUGUGAACGCUGUUGGUACGAGGGAGGCUUUAUUUAGCGUGCAGGUGUUGUUUCAGAAAUGUAGAGAUGUCAGCUGUGAUGCUUUUGCAUGCCUGAUAGACUACAAGAAGGCUUUCGAUAGAGUCAGGCAUGAACAAAUGAUGGAAGCGCUGAAGACGACAGGGAUUGACGGAAGAUACCUGAAAAUAAUAGCUAACCUGUAUUGGAAUCAAUCAGCAGUGCUCCGAAUAGAUGGAGAAUAUACAGAUCAGGUUAAAAUUUUAAGGGGAGUGAGACAGGGAUGCAUAAUUUCACCGAUGAUGUUCAAUCUGUACUCAAAGCACAUUAUUAAAGAGGUUCUAAACUCUAAUAGAUAUUGAUGAAGGCAUCUCAAUAAAAAUGGAAUUAAGCUCAGUAACCUGCGGUAUGCAGAUGAUACAAUUAUUUCAGAGAAAUAAGAAAAAAAAAUAUCGUGUUGGUGACACAACCCCCUCCAGGCCGAAACCAAAUUUUUCGAGUAAUAUAGUCAUCUAUAAUAAUAACCUAUAUGUUUCCUGCAGCCGAUUUUGAUGAUAUACAUAGUUAUAAACAAAUGAAGAUCAAAAAACGGUAAAUUUUUGCUUUUUUCGUCUAUUACUAAAAAAUUGGGCAUUUUAAACAAAUUUGAGAGAAAUAAACUCAUAAACCAUAUAAAAAACUUCAAUAUGGCGUUCGCUGAAAAUGUUUAUCCUUAUUGGUUGCUUAGAAAAUUGCCAAAUAAAUCAGAAAUUUUGAGUUUUUAUAAAUAUUCAUAACUUAUGUAAAAAUUAACUUAGAACCUUCUUAUUACACAAAAUGCUGAGACUUAUGGUGCUUAAAUCAUACCCUAAAUUUCAAAGCAAUUGGUCAAAUAGUUUAAAAGUUAUUUAAUUUGUUUAUCCAAAAUUAAUUUUUUUUGCAACACUGUAAGUCAGAAAAUGAUGAAGUUACAGUAAUAUUUUGGAUAGUUUAUGAAAGAACAAAAUUUACAGUAUUUAUUUAAUUUAAAAAAAAUGACAAAAAAUAAUUAUAAAUAUUGCAAAAUAAUUUUGCAAAAACAUGUGAAUUAAAAAAAUGGGGGGGGCUAACUUUGACCCUAAAUGCCCUAGAACAGUUGUUUUUCUUUCUCAAUGUGUAUAAAAAUUCAGUCUUUCUAAAUGUGAAAAAAUAAUUUUUCUACGGGUAACGGUUAAAAAUUUAUUCUAAUUGUUUAUAAGUAAGCAAUAAAUCGACAUGUUCUUGCAAAAUAAUUUUACACUGUUUAAAAUAAUUUUUUGUCAUUUAUUUUUAAUUAAGGUAAUAGUAUAAAUGUUCUUCUUUCAUAAACUGUCUGAAGUAUUAUUGUAACCUCGUAAUUUUCUGACUUAUAGUGUUGCAAAAAAAUGAAUUUGGGAUAAACAAAUUAAAUAACUUUUAAACUAUUUGACCAAUUGCUUUGAAAUUUAAAAUAUAAUUUAAGUAUAAGAAGUCUCGGCAUUCCGUGUAAUAAGAAGAUUCUAAGUUAAUUUUUACCUAAGUUAUGAAUAUUUAUAAAAACUCAAAAUUUAUUAUUUAUUUUGCAAUUUUCUAAGCAACCAAUAAGGAUAGACAUAUUCAGCGAAGGCCAUAUUGAAGCUUUUUAUACGAUUUAUGACUUUCUUACUCUCAAAUUUGUUUAAAGUGCUUAACUUUUUGGUAAUAGACGAAAAAAGCGAUAAUUUGCCGUUUUUCGAUCUUCAUUUGUUUAUAACUAUGUAUAUCAUCAAAAUCGGCUGCAGGAAACAUAUAGGUUAAUAAUAUAGAUUUCCAUACUACUCAAAAAAUUUGGUUUCGGCCUGGAGGGGGAUGUGUCACGAGAAAAAUCUUAUUUCUCUGGACUAAAUAGUGUUUUCCAAUACCAUAGAAGGGCUGCAAAACUUAAUGAACAAAAUAAUGGAAACAAGUAGAACAUGUGGACUAGAUAUAAACACCAGCAAAUUCAAGCUAAUGAUCAUCAGCAAGCAAAACAUAACUAUAACAAAUCUGUAUGUGAACCAAAUGAGAAUUGAACGUGUCUCACAAUACAACUAAUUGGGAACUAUAAUCAAUGAGUCAUGAGACAAUACUCAAGAGAUUAGAUGUCGCAUCGGAAAGGCAAAAAGUGCAUUCUUAACUAUGAGCUCCGUGUUCAAGAGCCAUAACCUCACCCUAAAAACAAAAAUAAGACUCCUUAAAUGUUACGUGUACUCAGUGCGUCUAUACGGAGUAGAAACGUGGACAUUGAAGGCAGAAACUCUAUCGAAACUUCAGGCUUGCGAGCUGUGGUUGUACAGAAGGAUCGUGAAGAUACCAUGUUCAGACAAAGUCACCAAUGAAGAAGUACUACGGAGGAUGAACACAACCGCAGCUUUAGUCAACAUCGUGAAGGUCCGUAAGCUGCAGUACUUGGGACGUAUAAUGAGAAAUCGAGGCAGAUACGAGUUACUCUAAUUCAUUUUACAAGGUAAACUUUAAGGAAAAAGGGCCCCAGGACGAAGAAGAAUAUCCUGGCUUGCUAACCUGGGAGCAUGGUAUAGAAAGACCUCAACACAACUAUUCCAUAUAGCAACCAACAAAGUCAUCACAGCCAGAAUGUUCGCCAACGUUCGGAACGGACAGGCACCCUAAGAAGAAAACGACCACAAUUAUUGCACUUUCAGCGGAGUCAGAGCUCCUCAAAAAUUAUCCAUAUUAACAAUUUGUUGUUGGUUUUUUAAGUAAUACUGAAAAUAUGUAGUAUAAAGUUCAUCAUUUUAUCAACCUCAACCAAUUUUCAACCUUACCUCAUAGAUAAAAAGUUCAUUUUUAAUUAAAUAUUUUUAACAGAUUUGGGUAGGUUGUUCUGACGCCGUGAAUAUCUAUUGGCUCCCGACAUAAUUUAACAUUGCACUAUUUGCAUCUGGAUUUUUGUUUACAUUAUAAGAGUACCUAAUACCCUAUGUACAAGUACUAGUUAGGUACCUAUUCGACUAUUUCAUUUUGACUGUGCGUCUACCAAAGGGCGCCAGGGCAUCGACUGCACACGGGCGCUACAUGGGCUAGAGCCGCCUCUGAUAAUACCGUAUCGUUGAUUGAUGUAUUGGAGGGUACUCAGUACUCAAUACUCAGUACUCACUGCUGUCACUGCCUGAAGAUCUUCAGACACGAGACCCUUGGUUGUUUUUGACUAUCUAUGUUCUUGUUCGUAUUACAUGGCAUCUUUUUGGGGAGGUCAAAUAUAGUUCUUCCCUUAUCUAUCUUAUUAAGAACGGCUACAAUUAAGUAAGUGAGCAUACAAAUCUCUGGAAUGAUGGAGGAAGUCACUAGAACAAAGACAGGCGAAACAGUUUAUUCUAGAACAUUCGCCAAAACUAACAGCAGACCUAAUAAGCAAAGACAGGAAAAUAAUCAAUGCUAUAGUAGGUUUGCUAACAGGACACUGUAAGCUGAAAAGGAAGUUGAAGCUGAUGGAAUUAGCAGAUGAUGACCUAUGCAGAUUCUGUUAGCUUGACAGUCGUGAUAUGAAAAUUAUAUCUAAUCUAUAUUAAAAUCAAACUGCCAAUGUAAGAGUUGCGUGCUGUCCCCACUACUCUUCAAUGUCUAUAGUGAAGCGGUAAAAAAAAGUGGAAGACAUACAUAACAGAUCUGUUUAAGGAUAAUAGACAAGAGCCGGAAGAAAUCUACAGCGAAACGGGACCAGAAAUCAUAAUGGAGGAAAUCUAACAAGCAAUACGAAACGCAAAAAACAGAAAAACUGUAGGUCCAGACGAAAUACCUGCGGAAUUACUGAAAUGACUAGACGAUGAAAUUCUACCAGUACUACUGGAUCUGUUUAAUUAAGUAUAUAAAACCAGAAAAAUCCACCGGAAAAGUCCACCUUUGAAACAAUACCAAAAACAAUAUAUGCCAAAGAUUGUUCGGACAAUAUCACCAAUAAUCCAUACCCUCAAAAUAUUUCUAAAGGUGAUUCAUGGAAGAUUAUACAGAAAGCUAGAAUAUGAUAUGGAUGAUACCCAAUUUGGGUUCCGCAAAGGACUUGGAACAAGAGAGGCAUUGUUUGCGUUUAAUGUCCUCUCUCAAAGAUGCUUAGAUAUGAACCUGGAUAUUUAUUCCUGUUUCAUCGACUUCCAAAAAGCGUUCGACAGGGUUCGACAUAAAAAAAUAAUAGAAUUAUUGAAAAACAGAGAUAUAGACAGACGAGAUUUACGAAUUAUCAUCAAUCUGUAUUGGAAUUAAAAGGCCAAUAUAAAGAUAGAAGAACAAGAAUCCGAGAACAUUGAUAUAAAGAGAGGAGUAAGACAAGGUUGUGUUCUGUCGCCGCUACUGUUUAACCUGUACAGUAAAGCCAUAUUUCAGGAAGCGAUAGCGGAGCUAAGUGAUGGAAUCUCUAUAAACGGAAGAAUAGUAAAUAACAUAAGAUUCGCUGAUGACACCCUGGAAUCGCUACAAGAAUUGCUAAAUAGAAUUAACGAUUAUUCCAUUCGAUACGGACUAAAAAUAAACAAGAAAAAAACUAAAUUUAUGAUUGUCUCAAAAACACAACAUGGAAAUGAAAGGUUAAUAAUAGAGCAAACCCAAAUAGAAAGAGCUAAGACAUACAAAUAUCUGGGAACCUGGGUUGAUGACAAAAAUGACCAAAGCAAAGAAAUUCGUCCGAAUUGAAGAAGUCCGAAUUGAAACUGCAAGGCAAGCAUUUAUAAAAAUGAAGACACUGCUUACAAACAAAGACCUUCAGUUGCCUCUCAGAUUGAGGGUUCUAUAUAUAUUUUCCAUAUUGCUAUACGGAAUGGAAAGCUUGGACAUUGAAGAGACAACACAUAAGAAGAAUAGAAGCGUUCGAAAGGUGGUGUUACAGAAGAAUAUUGAAAAUUCAGUGGGUUCAAAGGAUUACCAAUGUUGAAGUGCUACGACGUUUAAAUAAAGAGUUAGAAAUUAUGAAAAGUAUAAAAACUAGAAAACUGGAAUAUUUGGGUCACAUUACCAGAGGAGAAAAAUAUGAGUUGCUGAGAAUUAUUAUGCAAGGAAGAAGAAGCAUAGGAAGAAGACGCAUCUCCUGGCUGAGGAACCUUAGAGAAUGGUUUAAUUGUAGUUCAUUACAACUAUUCAGAGCAGCAGCCAACAAAGUGACAGCCAUUAUGAUAUCCAACCUCCGAUAGCAGAAGGAACUUUAAGAAGAAGAAGGUAUUUCAAGGAGCACUCUCAGAUUCAAUAGAAGGUAUAUCUCUGAAUGGAGAAGUUUUGAACAACUUACGUUUUGCAGACGAUACAGUGAUAAUAACGGAUAACAACAAUGAUUUAAAGAACGUAAUGCAACGCCUUAAUGAACGCUGUCAUGAGUACGGACUGAAGAUGAAUUUAAAGAAAACUAAAUACAUCAUCAUGACUAAAUCAGCACAUGCAAACAUCCAAUUGACUAUUGAAGAUACUGUAAUUGAGAGUGUGGAUAACUACAAAUACUUGGGAACGUGGAUAACAUCAAAUGAAGACCAAACCAAAGAAAUUAAGACACGUAUUGAAAUAGCACGUGCAUCAUUCACUAAACUUAAAAAGUUUCUUUGUUGUCGGGAUAUAAGGUUAGAACUACGCCUAAGGAUGCUUCGAUGUUACGUGUUCUCUACUCUUCUGUAUGGCUUGGAAGCGUGGACAUUAAAACAAGUCCAUUUGAAUAAGUGGGCCGUUUUUGAAUUUUUGUGUUACAGAAGAAUCCUGUGAAUAUCACGGAUUCAAAGAAUUUCAAACGUGGAAGUAACUAGAAGAAUAGGAAAUCAACCGGAAAUAUUAACUAUCAAAAGGUGAAAACUUAAGUACCUGGGACAUGUGAUGAAAGGGCAAAAAUACUCAUUAUUACAACUUAUUAUGCAAGGCAAAAUCCGAGGAAAGCGAAAUGUGGGAAGACGAAGAACAUCCUGGCUUAAGAACUUACGGGAAUGGUUCGAAUGCAGUAGUGCAGAGAUAUUUAGAGCGGCAGUCAACAGGGUCCGCAUUGCCAUGAUGAUUUCCACCCUUCGACAGAAGAUGGCACUUAAAGAAGAAGAAGAGGAAGAAACAGGAGAGCACAUUUUGUGUCAGUGCAACAGCCUGGUAAGUGCGUGGUUCUUUACAUUAGGCAAGAAAAAACCACCGACAAAGAGCUUCAUGGGAGGUUCAGUCUCGAAGCUAUUAGAUGUUUUCAAAAAAGUGAGGCUAGAGAAUGUACUCGAGGAUUAGAAGACCACAAUAGAUCUGAAAAGGUUGCAGUGGAAUAGGCCAAAUUCCACCUCAUUAUGCCACUGCUAGAAAGCCAGAGGAGAUAAAUAUAUAGAAAAUAAUCCAGACUAUUAGUUAUUUUUAAAGACAUAACUGGUAUUACCACACAUUCUGUAUAAAAUGUAGAAUCCAUCCUAAUGUGCAAAAAUAGUGAUAUAAUAUCGGCUUUUAGAUGAAGCUAGUAUACGGAUAGAUAUAGUAUAAGUAUUUUUAAUCUUAUGUUGAAAGGGAUCAUUCUUAAUUUUAGAUGUAUUUUUAACAUAUCCAUAAAUAUAUGAUAUAAUUUUCGCUUUUAGGAAAGAAAAUAUAUUUGAAAAUUAUUUAUAUGUCCUAUCUCUUGUUACUUAUGUAUAUUAUAUGUAUAUUCUGUUCUCAAGUGAAACUAGAAUUUAUUAAACUGUUCGUUUUCUAAUGAACAUAAAUAUCUAUAAAUGUUGGUAUUUAAAGAAUAGUAUAUCAAAAAGAAAUUAUAUAAUUUAAAUCUAUAUUAUAAAUAAAUUUUAUUGUAAUCGGUUACAAAGUUAAAAAUCAACAAAAAAUUGCAAUUAUCCAAUUAAAAUAUCAUUGUUGUGCUAUGAAACUUAACGUUUCAAUAAAUUUUCAUUAAUCUAUUAUAAUAAAAAGUUAUCUUCUUCAUCACCAGUAGAUGGUACAAAGUAAAAUUUUUUUAUGAAAAGGGGACUCCUAUGAUGACUCAUAUAUUUAAAUAUCAUCAGAGAGGCAACAUGAUUUUCUUCUACAUCCAAAAUGUUUAUGGUACUACAAAUUUUUACUGAAAGGACUUUAUAAAAGUAAAAUUCGAAUUAAAAUUUAAGCCCCGAAAUUUUUUUGCAAUAACGUUGAUUGAUAAAUAGGUAUACCAGUAUAUAUAGGUAUACUCUGUAUAUUUAUCAAUCAACGGUAAUAGUAUUAGUAAUUAUUUAGGUAAAAAAUAGCAUUAAAUCGUUUUUGUUGAUUUUUAUCAAAAUUUAGUACCUAUUAUAUACCAAUGUUAUCAAAUAUAUACUGGUGUUAGAUCUAUUAUUAAACGAAAUUUUUAAAAAUUAUAAAUUUUUAUUAUAAACCUGUUUGAAUAUAUAUUUCGAAAAAAAUAUUCUAAACAUAUUUUAAAUUAUUAAAUGUAUGGAAUAAAAACAUUGAAGUAACGUAUGCGUACAAUUCAUAGCGAUUGUCUCAUACAAAGACUAUACAAAGUGUAAAAACAUAUCAUAAAAACUCAUAAUAAAGUAAGAAAAGGAGAAUAGAAAAAAGAAUUUAACAAUAAUAGUUAUUUAUGUACCAUGGGCAUUAAGUAGAUGUUUAUACCUGUUCUAUCUUAAAAACGAGCCUCUGGCCCAAGUAUAUACAUAUCGAGGUCGUCCGGGCAUGCGAAGGGGGUAACACCUUCUUCAUAUUCGCAGUUUAAGACCCCAUCAUAUGCCAGAUUCCACACCCUCGUAUCCAGAACAGAAGCCUGAGGGACUCCAGCCAUCACAUCCACCAUCACAACAUUCUCCACCACAAUCUUGCUUAUCUCAGAUAGUACCUUCCUUCCAAAGAGCUCAUUAGGACGUCAAAGAGGAUCAGGAUGACCUCAAUUUCCCGUGCCGCCUGGAGCACAUCAGUCAUCGCAUCCACUCUACUUUGCUUCUGGCAGAAACCAUACUGUCUCGGAGACAAGUUUCCAGAUCUUAAAAUCACCUCCUCGUACUUGCACGCAGCAUUCUCUUAUACAACUUUCCGAUUCAAGGAAGAAGGAAAAUAGGACGAUAUGUGUCCUAUAAAUAGGACGUCCUUGAAUUUAGGCAGAAGCACGAACCUCGAAAUUUUCCAGAGAUAGGGAAUACGACUACAAUACAAAAAGAGUGUCCAUGUGCUCUAGCAACCACGUGGGAUCCAAACGGCCCAAACGUACAACCGUCUCAGGUUACCAUCUAGUUAGUUUAUGAUAUAUUAAUUACUUCUUCUUCUUCUUUUUCUGUAGGCAUGACUCUGUUUGUUUUUCAAUGUGCCUCCAGUAAGUUGUCAUUCCAUGGUUUUCGUGGUCUUUCCACUGAGCGUCUUGUAUGAUUUAUUACUUGGGAAUACAAAUUUAUAUUUUAGACUAAUUUAGUUUCUCGUAUUUAUAUUGUCUCGUUGUUCUGGAAUUUUCAUCGUCUCUAGGCGGAACGUUGAUCCGUUUGACAUGUUUCUAGAUCCUCGAGUGCCAGCGUUACUUGCUAACUGGAUCGUCAAACACUUCAAAUUCAAGUUUCUUCUAGACAGUUAUUGGUUAACCAACAUUCGUUGGUUAUCAAACACUGAUCAUGAUGGUCAAGGGACUGGCAUAACAAUAUAAUCGCUAAUAACCACGUAAAAGGUUAACUAUUCUUUAAAUAAAAAAAAUUAUGUGCCCUAUUAACAUAGAUAAACAAAAUGACAAUAUGAUAUAUAGAAACACAAUAAAAGGUAAUAUUUAUAUCCAUAAUUACCUGUGAGAAUUACAAAAAAAAUUGAAAUCGCUAAAACAAGUACCUGUCAAGUCUUUGUUUGAGAUAAUUAUACCUAUAUAUUUGAACGCAGAAGAUGGCGUAAUUAUAUUCCUAUUUUAGACAAUUUAGUUAAUAUGUUUGUAUCUAUGUAAAAAGUUAACAUUUGAUAUAACCAUGGUACAAUAUAUUCUAAAGUUUAUAAAUAUUUAAAAUGCAUGAUGAUAUCACAAGUUAUAAUUUUAUUGUAGAGCCUAGAUUCAUCAUGUUAUAUUAAGUAUUUAUAAACGUUUAUAAAAGGAUGUUAUUCUUCCUAAAAUUCUUCUCCAACCAGAUUGUUAUUUGCGGUCUAAAAAGACAGGUGUAGAGCUGCAGCAAAACAAAAUUACCAUUCUCUCGUGCACCAUGUUUCCAUGCACCAUAGAAACACACGACAGUUGUUUAUGGAUUGCGUCAAAAUAUCACCAACCACUCACUGUAUCGGUUUACCAUCAUACUUUUAAACUCUAUAUCAGAGUCGAAAGGUCCAACAUUACCUCUAAGGACGCUGUAAAGACGGUUCUUGUGGCCAAAUCUUUUAUUAAAUUAAUACAAAAAAAUUGGCUUCCCGAUAUAAAGACUUUGUCAAAAUUCAAUUGCAUAAAACGCGAUUAAUCAACAUUUGAAUUAUGUAUUUGAAAAUACAGAUCUAAAAUGUUCCAGACUAAAGAGUUCCGAUGAACAUUACAUUACUUAACACUUAAAUUUUAACACUUUGCAAUUUUAUUUGACUAAAAAUUGUUCAAUUUGAAUUAACUAAACUAUACCUUCACACAUUUAUAAUAAAAAUCGUUCAAAAUGAAGAAAUAAAAAUAAAAAAAUCCUAAGAAGAUAGAUCAUACUAUCAUACUACCCACAUAUUAUUUUUAAGGAAAUAUGGGAAUAACAACUUUAAUAUUCAACAUAUAUUUUGCGUUAAUAACAUCCUUUGAACCUGAAAAAUCAAAAUUAGUUUGAAGGUGAAACACCUUAUGAUCGUCAACAACAAGAUUAUAAAUGUCUUCCAAAAUGCCAGCAUUAUGAAAUUUAGUGGCAGACAAAUGUAAAAAUUACAUAUUUUUAAAAUCUGUAAGUAUAUUAACAAAACUACUUUUCGUUUUGCUGGUCGUGUCUAUUAAUAAUCAUAGUCGUUAUAUUAAUUUAAUAGUAGUACUAUUGAUUUGCCUACGGUAAUGUAGUUGAGUUAUUGACUGUGGGUUAAAUCUUAAUAGGGCUUCCAUUCAGAAAGCAUCGAAUAAUAUCAGUAUUGUAAUAAAUGUGUAUAUGAAAUUAUAAUAAAAUGACUAUAUGUUAAAAAAGUUAA